Lolium perenne is the source of this 1012-nucleotide messenger RNA. RefSeq lists its product as uncharacterized. Gene Ontology annotation, cellular component: chloroplast. The record is from RefSeq and is a predicted model, not a curated record. NCBI's taxonomy places the organism in Eukaryota, Viridiplantae, Streptophyta, Magnoliopsida, Poales, Poaceae.
CAGCAUGGAUAUCGUUCUCAGGCUCCGGCAACGAGGGGCGCAGAAACAAACCCCUGCACGAUUACUCUGCAGACCAAAAGCAGCAUACCAAAGAUUACAGCAACCAAGAGGAGAUGCUUACUCUUCACACCGUUCGGACAUCCCUUCUUCCCUCGCCGCGAAGAUCCUCGCGGCACCGCCAACACGCGCUUCCAAGCAGGAGAAGAUCUUCCAUCUGUGCCUGCAGCUCUGAAGAUGCUGGAUCGGACACUCCCCUACCGCACGGGGGAGAUGGCCGUCAGCAGGAGGUGCUUGCCAAAAUCGCCAUGCUUCAGACGCAGAAGGUCCGGAUCACAAACUUCUUGGACGAGCGGUCAGCUUACUUGACCAAGUUCACUAAGGAUGCCGACAGCGAGUUCGAUAUGAUUGGACAGAACGCCAUGAAAGAGCUCGAUCAAAUUGGGGACCAGAUAAUGGAGAGGCUGGACAGCAAGAUGCAGGCCUACGAGGAGACAGCUGAAAUGGAAAGGCAGGAGAUAGAAAUGAACGAGAGGGUGUUGGAAGACUUUGAAGAUUGGAUCGAGGUGGAGAAAAACGAAGGAAUGUUCUUCAAAAGCCUUGGGAAGAAAAAGCCUAAGAACAAGGAGGAAAUCAAGGUGAAGGCCAAGAUCGAAGCGCAGAAGAUCAGAGAGAUUACAAAGGAGAGUGCAGGGUCGAAAGCUCGGAUGAAUAUUUACCUUGCGCUGAUGACGAUACUCGGUCUUACAAUUGCAAAUGCUGUAUUUGCAACACCUGAGGUGGAAUGGAGGAAGGUUGCUGCUCUGGGUUUAAUUUUCAUUGGCCUGGUUACUCAGGUCAUCUAUGAGCAGGAUAUGUCACCACCAGAAGCUGAGAAGAAAGAAAAAAGAGAUGAAUAAAGAUGCUGCACUCAGAUUAAAAAAAAAUCGUAGCAAUAGACCUGUAUCGGUAUUUUCACUAGCGAUGUAAACUGUAUAAAUCAGUAAUAUGAAAAGAUAUUGUGAUUUAAGGUGUA